UCAAUCCUGGUAUUUUUGCCGGGCUACGAUGAUAUAGUAACAGUGCGUGAAAAAGCAAGGCAAAUGCGAGGCUGUGUCACGAGGCCUUCCAUUUUCAUGCUUCAUUCGCAGAUGAGCAGUCGCGAUCAGCAACGUGUUUUCGAACCGGUCGGUCCUGGUUAUCGUAAAGUGAUUCUCAGUACGAAUAUUGCCGAAGCAAGUCUGACCAUUGAUGAUGUUGUUUUUGUCAUCGAUUGCGGCAAAGUGAAAGAGGUAAGCAGUUUAUUAUUGUUAUUAUUAUCAUUGUUGUUAUUAUUAGAGUUAGUUAAAAAAUCGCCUUCUGCUAAGGUUAUUGUUUGUUGA
Molecule: messenger RNA, 342 nt
Organism: Gongylonema pulchrum
Lineage: Eukaryota; Metazoa; Nematoda; Chromadorea; Rhabditida; Gongylonematidae
Source: the annotation of a GenBank genome assembly